Thlaspi arvense is the source of this 2145-nucleotide messenger RNA. The record is from the annotation of a GenBank genome assembly. Lineage: Eukaryota; Viridiplantae; Streptophyta; Magnoliopsida; Brassicales; Brassicaceae.
AUGAAACCUACCGGAGGAGGAGAUGGCGGAGUCGCCGAAGUCAGAGAUGGAGUAGAUGCGGUGAAGGUGGCGGAGGUGGAUGGUUCGGCGCUAGUAAUCGUCGGCGUAAAGCCGGACGAAUGGAGCCGAGAGGUGCUUACAUGGUCCUUGGUGAAUGUGGCGCGUCCUGGAGAUCGAAUCGUUGCUCUUCACGUUCUCGACUAUUCUCUUGAGGGAACAACGUCGCUUGUUUCGCUGGUUAGGAAUUUCGACACUAUGCUUGGUGUAUAUGAAAGCUUCUGCAAUUUAAAACAGGUGGAUUUAAAGUUGAAGGUUUUCAGAGGGAAGUCAGCUAGGAAAGUUCUUGUACAGGAAGUGAAAUCCACUGGAGCAACAAGUUUAAUCGUUGGUUCCUCUAGGAGACAUCACACGAUCCGUUCAUCAGCUUCCUUAGCCAAGUAUUGUGCUAGGAAUCUUGCCAAAGAUGUCUCAGUUUUUGCUGUUAAAAGUGGCAAAAUUAUGUUCCGCAGAGUACCUAGUAACAAUGGUGGAGAUGGUCCACACAUGAAUCUUCCUUCUUUAGUUUGUGGAUCACCCAACAUUGCUAUUGAAGCGUCAAAGAUUGUAAACAGUUUUAGUCCUGCAAGAACGAGCUCACGCUGGACGAGAACUAGUCGCACUUCAUCGUUACAGUCUCCCGAGAGCUUAGGUGUAGACAAUUCAUUGGCUUUAGUGCCAAUACAAACAAAUGAGAGUGAUUCAGGUUCGCUUGAGGCAGGACCAGGUUGGCAUUUUCUUCGGGGGUUUUACUCUAAUCGAAAAAGCUGGACCAAAGUUUCUGCAAAGAAGGCUGUGCUUCAGUGGGUUUCGAGGCUGCGAGGUCGGAAUUCAGCAGCUGUAGCAUAUCUGGAUAAGAAACGGAGUGAUUCUGGUUGUGAUGAAGAUUGCUCUUCUAGCAUCGACGGUGAAGAGGUUUCCAUUUCACGAUCCGGUUCUGAGCUUAUGCAGUCUCCCCUUUCUCCCUUCACUGGGUCAAACAACAUUCCGGAAGAGCUGGAGGGUCUACAUGAAAAAUACUCUUCCACAUGUAGAUUGUUCACAUACGAGGAAGUCUUGUCAAUUACCUCAAACUUUGCAUCCGAGAACUUGAUUGGAGAAGGUGGUAAUAGUUAUGUUUAUAGAGGAGACCUACCAGAUGGCAGGGAAUUGGCUGUCAAAAUAUUGAAGCCUUGUCUCGAUGUGUUGAAGGAAUUUAUAUUGGAAAUCGAGGUCAUUACAAGUGUUCAUCACAAGAACAUAGUAUCUCUCUUUGGUUUCUGUUUUGAGAAUAAUAAUUUGAUGCUGGUGUACGACUAUCUACCACGAGGAAGCCUUGAAGAGAAUCUUCAUGGUAGUAGAAAGGAUGCAACCACUUUUGGCUGGCUGGAGAGAUAUAAAGUCGCAGUGGGUGUUGCUGAGGCACUGGACUAUCUACAUAACGGUCAUGAUCCAGAUGUGAUUCACCGGGAUGUGAAAUCGUCCAAUGUUCUCCUAGCAGAUGAUUUUGAGCCACAGCUGUCAGAUUUCGGAUUUGCCAGCCUGGCUUCAGGUGCUUCACAGCACGUGUCAUGUGGAGGAAUUGCCGGGACAUUUGGUUACUUAGCACCAGAGUACUUCAUGCACGGUAAAGUAACCGACAAGAUUGAUGUCUAUGCUUUUGGUGUUGUAUUGCUCGAGCUCCUAUCGGGUAGAAAACCAAUCUGCGUUGACCAAUCUAAAGGCCAGGAGAGCCUUGUCUUGUGGGCAAACCCAAUUCUAGAGAGUGGAAAGUUUGCUCAGUUACUGGAUCCAAGUCUAGAAGCUGAUAACAAUAACGAUCUAAUCGAGAAACUAUUGUUAGCUGCCACGCUAUGCAUCAAACGCACACCUUGUGACCGUCCACAAAUAGGCCUCGUCCUAAAUAUAUUACAAGGGGACGAAGAAGCAACAGAGUGGGGAAAGCAACAAGUGAGAGCCUCAGAAGACGAAACCACGUACUUGACAAACAUAGAGUCACACAUAAACCUUGCAUUGCUUGAUUUGGAGGAUGAUGCAGCUUCUGAUAGUAGCCCUGAAGCCAGUAGUAUCUCUGUCGAGGAUUACUUGAAAGGGCGAUGGAGCCGCACUGCUAGCUUCAACUUCAACUAA